AUGCCAAUUGUUCAAGCAGAUGAUAUCUCGGGUAAAACAUUUGACUAUGUUAUCGUCGAUUGCCGUCCUUGUUCAGGUGGAGGGACCGCGGGCCUUGUCGUCGCUGCCAGGCUCUCCGAAGACCCCAAUGUGUCCGUGCUAGUCCUCGAAGCUGGCCCAGCGAAUAUCGAUGAUGCGCUGCUCCGCCGACCUGCAUCGAUCGGCGCGACGUUUGGCCAAGAACAGUACGAUUGGUCGUUCAAGACUAUUCCCCAAACCCAUAGCAACGACAAGGAGUACUUUUGGUUCCGGGGCCGAACUCUUGGCGGAAGCUCUGCUGUCAAUUUCUUCGCCUGGAACAAACCACCCGCGGAUCAUAUUGAUGGCGCGUCGUCCCUGCAAUUUCAUCACCACAUUUGCGCUCAUAGAGUUCGUGUUUCUGUAGAUCUCGAGCGUCUCGGGAACCCCGGAUGGAACUGGGCCAAUUUCCAAAAGUACAUCGCCAGAGCAGAAGGAUUCGUUCCGCCGACCUUCGAGGAGAUCAAGGAGCACGAGCUGAUUGGAGCUGAAACUUGGAAGCUCGGAGGAGAAGGUCCGAUCGACCUUGCUAUACCCAAGCGCUUCCUCGCUGGGGAUCUGGACGCCAUUCACACUGUCCUGAACGCCGGCAUCCCGCGCGCUGCAGCUCCACUCAAUGGAGACUUGACGGGGUUGUCCUUCGCCCCGAGCACCAUCAAUCCUGUUACGUUUUCUAGAUCAUAUGCUACAACGGGAUACUGGCUGCCGAACCAGAACCGUCCGAACCUAUCACUCGUUGUCAAUGCUACAGCGACCAAAAUCAUUACUGAAGGCGAGAGCCCAUCGUUGGAGGCCACUGGCGUCCAAUUUGUCAUCAAGGGGGCAAACAAUGUUCAUAAAGUCGUGCAUGCUGGGAAGGAGGUGAUACUGUCUGCUGGAUCUAUCAAGACUCCUCACUUGCUCGAGCUGUCGGGUAUUGGGAACAAGAAAAUUCUGGACAAGGUCGGUAUCCCGGUCAAGAUCGACUUGCCCGGAGUCGGCGAGAAUGUUCAGGAGCAUUGUUUCAUCUCUAUCACGUUUGAGCUCCGAGACGACGUCCCCUACGAGACAUUCGACGUUCUCCGAGACCCCGCUCGCGCAGCAAAGGAGCUCGAACUCUACGCGAAAGGCGAGGGCUUACACACAUACACGCCCCACGGCUAUAUAUUCGCACCGCUCGAAACGCUCUCAUCCCGCGGAGAGGAAAUUCAUGACGCGCAGAGGGCGAAGGUGAAAGCGAAUGCCGAGAAAUACCCACCCGGCAUCCGCGCGCAGUAUGAGGUGAUGUCCCAGCGUCUGGACAGGCGCUCCCCUGGCUGCGAGAUAAUGUUCUAUUCUGCGCUGUCGUCAUUUCCUAAUCCGCCUGAAGAUGGGAAGAAGUAUUUCUCUUACCAUACAUCCAUGAAUCAUCAGUGGUCCAGGGGAAAUAUUCACAUCACUUCCGAAGAUCCCUUGGCACAGCCUGCCAUUGACCCGCACUACUUUGAGGAAGACAUCGACUUGAAGACCUUCGUUGAAGAUGUCAAAUUCAUUAGGAAGCUGCCGACGUUCUCUCCUCACAAGGAAGUGAUCGUCAAGGAGAUCAACCCUGGUCCUGACGUCACCACUGACGAGCAGAUCGGCGAUUGGAUCAAGAACUACAUGUCCACCACGUUCCACACUGCAGGCUCUGCAUCGAUGCUUCCGAAGGACAAAGACGGGGUUGUGGACCCCAGGCUGAAGGUAUAUGGGACGAGCAAUCUCCGCGUCGUCGAUUUGUCCGUGGUCCCCCUCCUCUUUGCGGCCCACUCUCAAUCUGUUGUUUACGGGCUAGCUGAGCAAGCCGCGGCCAUCAUCAAGGGCGAGAUCUAA
Messenger RNA from Heterobasidion irregulare TC 32-1, 1887 nucleotides. It is a transcript of the gene gor11, whose product is annotated as GMC oxidoreductase 11. The record is from RefSeq and is a predicted model, not a curated record. Gene Ontology annotation, molecular function: flavin adenine dinucleotide binding; oxidoreductase activity, acting on CH-OH group of donors. The transcript has 25 exons. NCBI's taxonomy places the organism in Eukaryota, Fungi, Basidiomycota, Agaricomycetes, Russulales, Bondarzewiaceae. Bases 1 to 1887 code for a protein of 628 amino acids.